Molecule: messenger RNA, 3570 nt
Organism: Metschnikowia bicuspidata var. bicuspidata NRRL YB-4993
Lineage: Eukaryota; Fungi; Ascomycota; Pichiomycetes; Serinales; Metschnikowiaceae
Exons: 1
Coding region: 48-3368 (1106 amino acids)
Biological process (GO): protein secretion
Source: RefSeq, a predicted model, not a curated record
GCCGCCGUUCUUCUUCCAACGCCGCCGUUUCCCGCCGCCCCUCCGCCAUGGACACUGCCCCCGCGGACCCCGCGCGCACCCGCAACCCGUUUGCCCCACGCACGCCGUCCUCCGUGCGCCGUGCCGCCGCAGACGUCUACCCCGAGCGCAAGGGCCUUAACCGCCCGGACUUUGUGGCCAACACGCCGCUCGACCGCUUGUUCCAGGACCUCGAGGCCGCGCUCCACGGGCCGCUCGACUCGCUCUCGGUGGCCGUGCUUGCCGAGCGGCUUUUCGCCGCGGACCCCGCGCCGCCACCGCCGCCCGCAGACACCCACUUCCAGGUCGUGGCCCGGCUCCUCGACCGGCUCCUCGACAUCCAGCAGAUGGCCCAGCAGGCCGCGGCCGCCGCGCCGCAGAAGGGCCUCGUGGCCAUCUCGCUCCACGACAUGCGCACGUUCGGCAAGCUCGUCAACCUCGUGGUGUUGCACGGCGUGUACGCGCCGCUCGGCGCGUUCCACAUCGGCGUGCCCUUGGCGCAGCGCCGGCUCCACGACUUCGGCACGGCGCGCUACCGGCCCAUGCCCGUGGCGCCCGUGGCGCCCGUGGCCGCGGCCGCGGCGCCCGCGCAGCGCUACGCGCCGCACCGCCGGCUCUUGGAGCUCGUGUUCGACCGGCUCAUGCGCGUGUUCGCGGCUGACUCGGACGUGCGCAGCCUCCUCGUCCGCGGCUCCGGCUACGCGGACCUCGUGGUGGUGGCCGCGGCGUUGGCCACGGUGCCGGCGUUCGGCGCCGCGGUCGGCGCCCGCUACGCGGCGCGCUUCGACGCCGUGGCGCAGGCCGCGCCCACGUUCGAGCUCUACCAGAACUACGCGGUGCUCGUGGCCACGCCGCAGCCGGCGUACUUCCGCGACUUCGUCAUGGCGCGGCUCCAGCUCUUGCCCGCGUGCGCGCCGCGCGGCGACGGCGUGCUCACCUUGAUGGAGUUUGUCUUGGGCCUCCGCGACAACGCGGCCGUGACCGUGGACAAGCUCGACCACGUGGCGCGCGUGUUGCUCGCGCGGCCGCGGGCGCUCGCGCCCGCCGCGUACUUCCGUGCGCUCGGCGGCCAGUGCUACGAGCUCCUCGUCAACAUCAACCGGCCCACCAUCACCGCGUGCGUGGCGCACUUCCUCGCGCAGUUGUGGGCCAAGAACCCGCGCGUCGUGGAGUCCUUCUUCCUCCGCCCCGUGUGGGACGCCUUCGACCCUGCCCCCGGCGCGGCGCCGGAGGGCGUGCUCGUGGGCGAGCGCGCGCUCAACAACAACGUCAACGUGCUCCUCUCCUUGGCCCAGCACGCGCUCCCGCGCGGCUUGGUGGCCGCCGCGUUCGGCCCCGUGGCGCUCCCGCUCUGGGCGUACUUCUGCUUUCUCCGCCGCCACGGCCGGCCCGCGGACACCGCGCAGAACAUCUUGCUCAGCUUCCUCACCCAGCUCGGCGAGGACCCGCCGGCCGCGUGCGCGCAGCUCGAGCGCAUCUGCGCGAACCUCGUGGCGGAGCACCCGUGGCACUUCCGCGUGGGCGCCAACCUGCUCGUGGAAAUCGCGGCCGGGCCGCCGCCCGCCGCCGCCGCGGGCCUGGAGCGGCUGAUGCUCGACUUCGUGGGCCGCGUGGACGCGCACUGCGCCGCGUUCCUCGCGCUCGCGGACCAGCUCGACGACCGGCUCGUCAAGGUCGUGUUUGUGGCCUUGCUCUCCAGCUGGGUGCGUGCCCAGCUGGCCGCCGCCACGCGCUUGGGCGAGAACCCGUUCGCGCGCCUCGUGCACUUGCGCCUCUUGCAGGACGUGGGCUCCCGCUUCAAGGACCGCUUGGCCCAGACGCCGCUCGACAUCUUGGUGCUCGUGCGCAGCGUGCUUGGCCCGGGCCCCGCCUCCGCCGCCGCGCCGACGGCCGAUCCGGGCGCCGAUUCCGACGAUGACGACGACGACGACCCGGAGACGGCGGCCCGGGACAUCGCCACCGUGGUCUUGGAGCUCCUCCUGGCCAUCAUCUCCGAAACGCCCCCCGCACAGUUCUCCGCGGACUGCCGCCACGCGCUCGCCGAUAUCAGAGCCUCGCUCGAGAAAGACUACAGUGCGCUCGCAGCGGGCCGGAGUGUGGCGGCACGCAUCGCGCUCAUCUUGGACGAGCAGGCCCCACCGGACUCGUCUGCGGAGGCCGACAGGCGCGUGUUUGCGCGCGCCAUCGCCAGUCUCAAUGACCCGCUUGUGCCCAUCCGCGCACAUGGCCUCUAUCUCUUGCGCCAACUCGUGGAGACGCGCAGCCCGGUCAUCGCCGUCGACUUCGUCGUGACGCUCCAUCUCCUCCAGCUCCGGGACCCGGACCCGUUUGUCUACCUCAACGCAAUCAAGGGCUUGGACAGCUUGCUCGGACUUGCAGACAUCCAGGUGUUGCCGGAGCUUCUUGCAGUAUACUGUGGUGACGCCGGAGGAGAGAGUUCAAACGAGACAGCAAAGACUGAAGAGCAGGCGCUGCGACUGCCGCCUAGCACCAACAAAGAGGAUCUUGGGGCGGGCGUGGCGCGGUCGUCCCAGCUGAAUUACAAAGCAUCUCUUGAAAAUGAUUCUCAGGUCAAGUUUGAAGAAUCCCCUAGCCACGAAUCUCUGGUCAAACCAGAAAAUCCCGAACCUUUGGCUCAUCCACAGGGGCCUAGCUCCACGGGUGGACCUGAUAACACUCCUGAGCGUACCCAUUCCAAGCCAGAAGCAUCUCUGGAAAUCAGCACUUCAUCUGGCAUUUCCCUGGAAACCUCAUCGACAUCCAAACCCUUCCCCCACCCAAGCCAAGAUGCCGAAUACAAAGACUCCCCCCUUUCAAAAACAGGCCCUGACUCCCAGCCAGCAGAUUUGGACGAGCGUCUACGGGUCGGAGAGGUGCUCUUACGAUAUGUCCAGGCACAAGACGAGGCCUUUUCUGGCAAAACGGCUCAUCUCGUGUGUGAGGCUGCGUUGCGUUUGAUCCGCAGACCCAAAAACGAUGCCGACAAGCCGGACGACCGUUUGCGCAUGUCGGCCAUGUCCGUCUUGGGCACGUGCUGCAACACCAACGCCUUGGGCAUUGUGGACAAUAUCGAAAACGCCGUUGACUGCGCCCUAGGGGUGUUGGACCUCGAGACAACGAAGGACCAGGCCAUCAUGAGAAGGUCCGCCAUCGUGCUUAUUCACGACUUGGUGAGCGGGACCUCCAGGUCCGAGAACGUGCCAUUUCCACGCAACUACAUGAAGAAAGUCAUAUAUGUUCUCAGGUACGUACAGGGUAAUGAUCUGGACGUGUUGGUACGAGAGCAGGCGACAUCUGUCUUGGAGUAUAUUGAUGAGUUGGUCAAGGCGUCAUUGGCCUCGGAGGACUGAUGGUCAAAUCAUGUACAUUAUUAAUAGAAGCCAGGCAAGUCAGGCGAUACGCUACCAACUAAUCGCUCAACACAAUUCCAUCCUUAAACCUCAAUCAAAGCAAGUCAAUCAUCUCAAUUCAAUAAUUAAUUGUAUGUCAUCACAACUAUCGAGUGAGUUUUGACGUUGUUGCUUUGCACGGUCGUGCACGGCCCAAUCAGAC